Molecule: messenger RNA, 1963 nt
Organism: Paraphaeosphaeria sporulosa
Lineage: Eukaryota; Fungi; Ascomycota; Dothideomycetes; Pleosporales; Didymosphaeriaceae
Product: MFS general substrate transporter
Exons: 3
Coding region: 472-1797 (441 amino acids)
Biological process (GO): transmembrane transport
Cellular component (GO): fungal-type vacuole membrane
Molecular function (GO): transmembrane transporter activity
Source: RefSeq, a predicted model, not a curated record
CGAACUGGGAUAUACCAGAUUCAACGACUGGCUCUUCACCAUACGCCACGGUCAAGAGAUAUCUGAACAUCUUCUUACAUCGUCAACAGCGAGGAACAAUAGACAUCCGGUCGUUCGACCAGUUGCGCCAGCCGAGGGAACAAUCUUGGCCGCAUGGUUUUCCAUCGGAAUGCGCCGAGCCGAACUCUAGUUUUCUCCUAUUCACACUAAGCUUUACCAAGGAUGGUUUAACUCGCUAAACCCUUCCUCCGCCCCGCGGACUCUUCGAUCGCGAAACCGACAAAAUCAAUCGUUGCCAUUCGUUUGUCAGUCAUUCAGGAUGGCGUUUCUGUGCGCCUAGAUCUCCUGAACUCAAGUUCUCUUCAUCGAAUACCUCCAAGUGAUACACUCCUUCAAGAGAUCUUACCUACCUCAACUCUGAGGUACUUCGAUAGCUCUGGAUAAGCGCUGAAAUUGAAGGAAAUACUUACAAUGACGAAUAAGACCUCCACUGGUGUAAUUCCCAAUCCUUCAGUAUUGAACGGACAGCAAGAAGUCGUACAACAGAACUCUCCGGAAACAGGAGCCUUGGGUUUGUUCGAUGACUUAGAUGAAUAUCCUGAUGGUGGACGAGAGGCAUGGACGGUGGUAUUUGGUGCUUGGUGUGCUAUGAUCCCGAGCAUGGGGUUGCUCAACACCGUUGGUGUGCUCCAGGCUUGGGUGUGGACACAUCAGUUACGCGACUACACGGAAUUUGACAUUGGGUGGAUAUUUGGCGUAUAUGCGUUCUUCCUUUACUUCACAGGUGCACAAGUCGGGCCAAUCUUCGAUGCACACGAUGUGCGGUUGUUGAUGAUUCCCGGAUCUGUGGGCAUAGUGGCUGCUAUCAUGCUACUCAGCGUUUGUGAAGAAUACUACCAAUUCAUCCUCACUUUUGGGGUACUUGGGGGUCUCUCUGCUUCGUGCCAAUUCACACCUGCAAUAGCGACAAUUGGACACUGGUUCACAAAACGUCGAGCACUGGCCACCGGGAUUGCUUGCACCGCGGGCGGUAUCGGCGGGAUCGUAUUCCCAUUGAUCAUCCUAUACGCUGCUCCAAUAAUAGGAUACGGCUGGGCGAUUCGUAUCGUGGGUUUCAUCUGCCUGAUAGCAGGCGCUCUCGCUUCCUGGCUCCUCCGAAAAAGACUUCCACAUAACAAGAAAGCCGGCGCUUCGAUCGACCUGAAGGCUCUGAAGGACACGAACUACGCUCUCACUACGCUAGCAGUAUGGCUUGUCGAAUUCGCCGUUUUCGUACCGUACACGUACAUCUCCUCCUACGCCAUCUACCAAGGGGUUGAACCGCAACACGCAUUCCGAUUGUCUGCACUGCUCAAUGCAGGCGCGAUACCUGGUCGCGCACUCCCAGGCUAUGUCGCUGACCGGUUUGGCUACUUCAACGUCAUGUGUAUCACUUCUUUCACAUGCGCAACCUUCAUCUUUGCGCUCUGGCUCACAUCAGGCGCAAGCGAGGCAGCCAUAACGGCUUUCGCCGUGAUCUUUGGAUUCUGGUCAGGGGCUGCUAUCAGCUUAACGCCUGUUUGCAUUGGACAAGUUUGCAAGACCGAAGACUACGGCAAGCGAUCUGGUACGACGUUUUCAAUCUCUUCACUCGCUGUGCUUGUCAGCAUUCCUAUCGCAGGUGCGAUCAUAAAUGCCAGCGGUGGUGCCUUUACUGGGUUGAUCAUGUUUGCUGGAGCUUCUUACAUGGCGGCCUUCCUGGCAUUCUUAUCGACACGAAUUGUAGCUGCAGGGUGGGGUUGGCGGACGAAGUUCUAAAAAGCUGGCCAUACACCAUCACACCAAAUGAAAUCCAAGGAGUUGCUGUGCAUCAUUGUUUACCUCAAAUGACGCAUUUGUGAAGAAGCAAACUCAUUUAGUUGUGCCUGAGCAGAUUACGGGUAGCAGAUUGGUUCGUUUCCGAUGUAUGCACUGCGAUGUCACC